UGACCUGCCUGACAGAAGCUUUGGUGGACCACCUCAAUGUGGGCGUGGCCCAGGCAUACAUGAACCAGAGAAAGUUGGACCACGAGGUGAAGACCCUGCAGGUCCAGGCUGCCCAAUUUGCCAAGCAGACGGGCCAGUGGAUUGGAAUGGUGGAGAACUUCAACCAGGCGCUCAAGGAGAUCGGGGAUGUGGAGAACUGGGCUCGGAGCAUCGAGCUGGACAUGCGCACUAUUGCCACCGCGCUGGAAUAUGUCUACAAAGGGCAGCUGCAGUCUGCCUCCUCCUAGCCUGUUCCCUCCCCCUCCACCACAGCCUUCCUACCUCACCCACAGGCGCAGGAAGGAGGCUGGCAGGCCAUGAAUAAAACACAGCCUCCAUUUCUC
Molecule: messenger RNA, 383 nt
Organism: Carlito syrichta (Philippine tarsier)
Lineage: Eukaryota; Metazoa; Chordata; Mammalia; Primates; Tarsiidae
Product: biogenesis of lysosome-related organelles complex 1 subunit 1
Exons: 2
Biological process (GO): endosomal transport
Cellular component (GO): BLOC-1 complex
Source: RefSeq, a predicted model, not a curated record